AUUGAUGAGAAAAUUACUGAUUCAAGAUUUGUGGCCAAUUUAUCUCUAAUGCCUAGUGUGUACGAAUUCAUCUAACAAAAUCAAGUACAUUUAAUACAAUGCUUUUUAGAAUUCAGCAAUAAAUUCAGGAAUUAUUACGUGUUUAACUAUGUGUAAUCUCUUUUUGUCACUACGGUGUUUACACUGAUGUGGCCCAAUAGAGUGUGUUUAUAAAUUUCUUGUUUUUUUUAAUAUGUUACAAAUUGAUAUUUAAAAAAAAAUGGCAUAUCAAUCCCUCUUGCAAGAAUAUAUGCUCAUACCUCCUGUUACUAGGGCUUAUACUACAGCUUGUGUCAUCACUACAUUGGCUGUGCAACUAGACCUAGUAUCACCAUUUCAACUGUAUUUUAACCCCACACUGAUUUUGACAAGAUACCAAAUAUGGAGAUUUUUAACAACAUUCCUUUUCUUCGGAAACUUAGGAUUUAAUUUCUUAUUCAAUAUGAUAUUUACCUAUAGAUAUUGUAGAAUGUUAGAAGAAGGCUCAUUUAGAGGAAGAACAGCUGAUUUUGUUGUUAUGUUUAUUUUUGGUGCUGUGUUAAUGAUUCUUUGUGCAUUUUUUAUUAAUAACUUAUUAUUCUUAGGACAAGCUUUCACUAUAAUGAUUGUAUAUGUGUGGUCUCGUCGAAACGUAUUUAUACGUAUGAACUUCUUUGGACUGAUGAACUUCCAGGCACCAUACUUGCCAUUUGUUUUACUUGGAUUUUCUGUACUUUUGGGUAAUUCAAUAUCGGUGGAUUUAGUGGGCAUGGCUAUUGGCCACAUAUAUUUCUUUUUAGAAGAUGUCUGGCCUAGACAGGCUAGAGGACAAAAGCUUUUGAAGACACCGCAAUUCCUCAAAAUGUUGUUUGAUCCAGAACCAGAGACAGAAUAUGAACCAUUACCAGAAUUAGCAAAUGUGAGGCCAGGGGGCUUCAAUUGGCGGCGUCAACAGGAGCAAAACGGCAAUGAAGGUGAUGCAUUAUGAAUAAUGACUAAGUCAAGUACAAGUUUAGCCAAAAAUAAAUAAAAUUAUAUUAUACAAAUA
Pieris rapae (cabbage white) is the source of this 1066-nucleotide messenger RNA. RefSeq names its product derlin-2 (gene Der-2). Bases 260 to 1006 code for a protein of 248 amino acids. The record is from RefSeq and is a predicted model, not a curated record. Gene Ontology annotation, molecular function: misfolded protein binding; ubiquitin-specific protease binding. The transcript is spliced from 5 exons. NCBI's taxonomy places the organism in Eukaryota, Metazoa, Arthropoda, Insecta, Lepidoptera, Pieridae. Gene Ontology annotation, cellular component: endoplasmic reticulum membrane; Hrd1p ubiquitin ligase ERAD-L complex. Gene Ontology annotation, biological process: endoplasmic reticulum unfolded protein response.